AUGGAGGAUUCAGGCAUCCAGCGGGGCAUCUGGGAUGGAGAUGCCAAGGCUGUCCAACAAUGUCUGACAGAUAUUUUUACCAGCGUUUAUACAACCUGCGACAUCCCUGAGAAUGCUAUAUUCGGUCCCUGUGUUCUGAGCCAUACUUCCCUGUAUGACAGCAUAGCUUUCAUAGCUCUCAAGUCCACUGAUAAGAGAACAGUACCUUAUAUCUUUCGGGUAGACACUUCAGCGGCAAAUGGUUCCUCAGAAGGUCUCAUGUGGCUGCGGCUGGUCCAAUCAGCCAGAGAUAAAGAAGAACAGAACCUUGAAGCCUAUAUAAAAAACGGACAGCUGUUUUACCGCUCUCUCCGCAGGAUUGCCAAAGAUGAGGAAUUACUAGUUUGGUACGGGAAAGAACUGACUGAGUUACUCUUACUCUGCCCCUCUAGAUCCCACAACAAAAUGAAUGGCACGCCGCAGCAGUACCGCGCUUCUGGCAGCUACUUCAGCCUGGAAGAAAACGGCCGCCUCUUCGCGCCACCCAGCCCCGAGACCGGCGAGGCGAAGCGCAGCGCCUUCGUGGAGGUGAAGAAGGCUGGCCGCGGGGCCGGCCUGCAGGAGGAGGCGACUGUGGAUGGUGGGAGCACCACUGCCGAGGAUCACGACGCAGGUGGUGGCGGUGGCUCUUCCACGCCAGCGGCUGCGUCUCCGGCAGGCGCGGAGAAGCUGCUGGCCCCGCGGCCUGGGGGCCCGUUGCCCAGCAGGCUGGAGGGCGGUAGUCCCGCGCGGGGCAGCGCCUUCACUUCGGUGCCACAGCUGGGCGCCUCCGGAGGCAACGGCGCAGGGGGCGGCGCUGGGUCAGCAGGUUCAGGUAGUGCGGGCGGUGGCCAGGGCGCAGCAUCCGACGAACGCAAAAGCGCCUUCUCGCAGCCGGCGCGCUCCUUCUCACAGCUGUCCCCGCUGGUGCUGGGCCAGAAGUUGGGCGCGCUCGAGCCCUGCCAUCCCGGCGAUGGCGUGGGUCCCACCAGACUCUACCCGGCCGCUGCUGACCCUCUGGCAGUGAAGCUCCAGGGGGCCGCGGACCUGAACGGAGGUUGCAGGGCCCUGCAGACUGGCGGUGGCAGCCUGCCCAAGCAGAGCCCCUUCCUCUAUGCCACAGCCUUCUGGCCCAAGAGCUCGGCGGCGGCUGCAGCUGCGGCUGCCGCGGCCGCUGGGCCCCUGCAAUUGCAGCUGCCGUCGGCGCUCACACUGCUGCCGCCCUCCUUCACCUCGCUGUGUCUGCCCGCGCAGAACUGGUGCGCCAAGUGCAACGCCUCUUUCCGCAUGACCUCCGACCUAGUGUACCACAUGAGGUCGCACCACAAAAAGGAGUAUGCGAUGGAGCCCUUGGUGAAGCGGCGGCGGGAGGAGAAACUCAAGUGCCCCAUUUGCAAUGAGUCCUUCAGGGAGCGCCACCACCUGUCUAGGCACAUGACCUCGCACAAUUGA
Molecule: messenger RNA, 1470 nt
Organism: Urocitellus parryii (Arctic ground squirrel)
Lineage: Eukaryota; Metazoa; Chordata; Mammalia; Rodentia; Sciuridae
Source: RefSeq, a predicted model, not a curated record